Molecule: messenger RNA, 4042 nt
Organism: Triplophysa dalaica
Lineage: Eukaryota; Metazoa; Chordata; Actinopteri; Cypriniformes; Nemacheilidae
Gene: iffo2a
Product: intermediate filament family orphan 2a
Exons: 9
Coding region: 291-1841 (516 amino acids)
Source: RefSeq, a predicted model, not a curated record
UGUAAUCAGACUCGGAUCGGGCUGAUCCUGAAACCCGAGUCUCUACCGCAAGUCAUACCAGUAACCAGCCCGUAGUGGAUGAAUCACUAGCUGGAUGGUUUAAGGAAAGCUGUAACUUCAGGGAAUGCGUAACGGCAACUUCGUUUUACCUGGAAGCGCGAGCAUGGCCUGUUAUUUGUGUGACAUUAACGUUAGAUAAGGGAGUGCACCUUGCGUCCCGGAGCAUGGCGGUGAUGUAUACUGCUUUACAGCAUCUAGUUUAAUCCGGUGAGCUAACGCUCGGGGACAAUAUGGAUUUACCUCGUCGUUUUCCGGACCCCGUUCUCAACCCGAUAUCCCACGGUAUGAAUGAAACGUCUGCGACCGGCUCCAUGGCAACCAGCGCGUUGAGAAACGAUCUGGGCUCCAACAUUCAUGUGUUAAAGACGCUAAAUCUCCGCUUCCGCUGUUUCCUUUCUAAAGUCCACGAACUAGAGCGCAGAAAUAAGUUAUUAGAGAUCCAGCUGCAGCACGCACAGGAGAAGUCACAAUACAGACUGCUGUUUUCCCGGGAGCAAGCGGUCCAGACGAACCUCGAGUUGCCUUUUGCCGACAAACUGUGUCAGUCUAGACUGCCCGGUCGGAUCUGGAGUGUCUCACACACCGCCAGAUACGGAGGACGGUUCGAGACCCUUCAACGGCCUGGAGUGUCUUUGGUUUAUCCAGAAAGUGUCGGGGUUCAGGUCGACACCAUCACACCUGAGCUCAGGGCCUUGUAUAAUGUUUUGGCCAAAGUCAAGCGAGAGAGAGACGAGUACAGGAGAAAAUGGGAGGAGGAGGCGUCCAAACGUCAGCAAAUGGAGGUCUUGGUGGAGACCUUACAGGAGAAUGUUCAGUCAUCUGAAGAUGUGCAGGGAGAGCUGAAUGAGAAGAUGGAACGCCUUAAAUCAGAGCUGGUGGUCUUCAAGAGCCUCAUGCCUAAUGAUGCCGUGUCUGACUUGGACUCUAAAAUCCAGGAGAAAGCCAUGAAGGUUGACAUGGACAUCUGUAGACGCAUCGACAUCACAGCCAAGCUCUGUGACGUAGCACAGCAGAGGAACUCUGAGGACGUGACCAAGAUAUUACACAGCAGCCCUUCCAGAGCUCCUCCAGAGCAGAAGGGGGUGGUGGUAUGCAGGAAGAAAGAGAGUAAGGGUGUGCCGGAAGAGCAUGUGGAGACAGAGGUGGAAUCAGGUCCAUCUGAGGAGGAGAUGCCUGGAUCUCUCAACAUCACUGAUGAGAUGAAACGCAUGCUCAACCAGCUGCGGGAAACGUUUGAGUUUGACGACGACUGUGACAGUCUGGCGUGGGAAGAGACGGAAGACACUCUUUUGCUGUGGGAGGAUUUCAGGAACUACCACAGUCUGAACUUGACCACCGCCCCUAACACCACUGCUGCUACUGGCUCGGUUACCACGGUGACCUGCUCCUCUGACUCCCAUCGAGAAACCCACGAGCAGGAUGGAAGUCUUGGCAGUCUAAUAGAUAAAACCGAAUCACUCUUUAGAACCAGAGAGCAGGAGUAUCAGGACACCAUAGGAGAGAUUGAAUUGGAACUGGCCACGGCCAAGAAUGACAUGAACAGGCAUCUGCACGAGUACAUGGAGAUGUGCAGUAUGAAGAGGGGGUUGGAUGUGCAGAUGGAGACCUGUCGGAGGCUUAUCCAGAGCUCUGCCACCCCCGGCAGACAAUCUCCCUCGGUCAGCUCUGUGGCCAGCAGUGAUUCUGGAAACACGGAUGAUAUUCAGGAUGAGCUGGAGCACGAUGGAGCGAGAGAUGGAGAAAAGGAAGGGCCGGUGGAGGUGAACGGAGACAUUAGUUGAUGAUCGGCAUUCUCUGUGGACCAGGCACUCUUUUAGGUCUCUGGUCUCUGGUUUUUACAGAAUUUGGAUGAGUGUCAAUUUUUCCAAAGAGCAAGUAUUGGUGCUUUAUAUGCUGUCUUAGAGCGGGACCAGCCGAACUGCAGCUGUUCUCUCCUCAUCAGCACUGCCAAGGCAUGCCGCCACAGUCUUCCUCACUAGCUUUAUUUACAACUACAAGUCACAAUCUUCUUAACAGUCCUAUGAAUAUCAAGAUACAUUUGCAAAUAUUGUACAUUAACGUGCAUAGUUUCUGUAAUCAUGCUCACUUGUUUACAUGAAUCAAGGCAGGUUGUCUUUAAAUGAAAGACAGAAAUCAACAGCUCUUCUUCCUUAUAAAAUAACAUAUAUUCAAGAAUUCGACUUUCUGUUUGAAGUCGAUGUAAAAUCCGUUUUGAAACUUUGUUUAACCCAAUCUGACAUAUUUUAACUCAUAUUUAAUGAUAAGAAAACUGGAGCAGGACUUGCAUUGUUAACAUGAAUGCAAGUUUUGUAAACCUAAGCCUACAUAGCUUUUAUGCUGUUUGGUAACUUUAUCCACUAUACCGUGAAGCCUAAGUUAUAUAAUGAAAGAUAAGUCACUUUAUAGUAAGUGCAUGUUGUUAUAUUUUUAAUAAGGAGUACAAAGUUUAAAAAUUGUGUUUAGAAUAACAUGCACUUAUGGAACAUUAAUAAGGUCAGUUUUGAUUUCCUGUUGACUUUAAAUGACAGUUUUAAAGACACUAUGGAGGAAUGUGUUACUCUAUAACAAGCUCUGGAAUAAGUUUAAGUUUUACUGUCACCGUAGAUCAGCCGUACAUUAGGCUUUCUAAAAAUAUCUGUUCACAUGUUUUAACAAUGUUCAACUUUUGCUCAAAACCACUGUGCACUGAGAACUAUGCAAUAAUUUAACCUGUGCUAACUUCAUGUUCAGUUAUUCUCUUUACUGGAAAAUGUUUUAGUAUCCAUGAGUGCAGUUUUUCACCAUAUUUCUUUUUUAUUGGGCAAGUGUUUGGAGAAUAGAUUUCAAAGCAACAGUCAAACCCAUGUGCCUAUAAUAUGCUGUAUACUGUAUCUCAGUCGCCUUAUUAUCUGUUCUCUUAAACAUUUGAAUAUAUGUUUUGUUUUAUUAUAAACCAUGGGAAUUAGACAGGAGCCCUUAAUCACAGCUAUCAAACGCAUUUCAUUUAUGAGUAAAAUGGUGUGAAAUUAGAUCUGUUUUGAAGAUCUCAAGAUCUGGAAGCCAUACCCAUAUCUGUCCUCAGGUUUUGGCAAAUUUGCUACUGAAUAUUUUGCUUUCUGCAUAUAGGUCAUUCUGAAGAAGCAGCACCAUUUGUGCUAGAAAUUGAAAGAAAAAUGCUGAAUAUAACCACUGUUGUGGUGUGCUCGAUCAAUAUGUGAUUUAAAUUCUGUUACCCCUUAUCAUCGAGUAUUAAAUCCCAGUCCAAAUCCCAGUUUAUUGAUAUAUCUACGGUAACUACACAAUUCGAUAGUACCACUCAGGUUUGGUGUGCCUUAAAAAUAUUGUAACUACAUUAAAAUAUGUUAUCAUAACAAAAUAAAAUUCAUGAUGUUUCUCUUUAAAUGUUUUGUCAACCCGGUUACAUUAGAAAUGUUUAUAUGGUACAGGCUUGAAGAUCACUGCACCGCAAUCCCAUCAUUUACAAUCAGUACAUAUUUGUAUCCUGUGCCUAGAAUAAUAUUUAUUCCUGUUAGAAAUUUGAUCUCUAUUUCACACAAAUUUCAUGUCAAAAAGAUCAAUAGGUUUUUAAUGAGGGGAUUGUCACAGGAUUGCAAAGGAAAUGAAAAAGCAUGUGGCAAAAAAUAUAACUAUAAAGAAAGUGAAGAGACAGGAUGAAAAUUCAAAAAUGGCUCCUAAGAAUGUCCUCUCCACUUUCUUACCCCCCAAAUAUGUUUUUGGCUUUUUGUAUUCGACAGUUGUGUUUGAGUGUAUAAUGAAUGGCAUUGGUUUAAUUUUUUUAUUAACUUUUAUUCAUUUAAUCACAUGUAAUUAUUGAUUAUGGGAGGAAAACUAUCUAGGUAAUCUAGAGAUUUGCAGUUAUUCCUUUUUUAAUCAUUGAAUUGAAUCAUUCUGAGUUAUAUUUUGUGUGCGAAUGUCUGGAAAUCUGAAGGACUAUGCAAGUCUUGUUUUAUGCUGGUUUUAAAUAAAAAAACACUUUGCCUAA